UCCGGUAGCCUGCGAUCCCGCAGUUUCUUCGGUGAUGUCGUGGGUCCAAGCGACUUCUUCCGCCCAGGGUCUUGAAGAUGAAGUGGACGUGUUUGACGAGGACGCAGACGAGUCGCUUCUGGUGCAGCGGGAAUGGCGAAGUCACAUGCAGAGACGAGUCAAAGAAGGUUAUAGAGAUGGAAUAGAUGCUGGCAAAGCAGUUACUCUUCAGCAGGGCUUCAAUCAAGGUUAUAAGGAAGGUGCAGAAGUCAUUUUAAACUAUGGCCAACUCAGAGGAACACUGAGUGCUUUGCUAUCCUGGUGUCACCUUCAUGACAAUAGUUCAACUUUGACCAGUAAAAUAAAUAAUCUUCUGGAUGCAGUUGGCCAGUGUGAAGAGUAUGUGCUCACACAUCUGAAAUCAAUCACUCCACAGCCCCAUGUUGUAGAUUUAUUGGACUCCAUUGAGGAUAUGGACCUUUGCCGUGUAGUUCCAGCUGAGAAAAAGAUUGAUGAACCUAAAGAUGAAAGACUCUGUGAAAAUAAUGCUGAGGUUAACAAAAACAGUAGCAAGAGCCUUAGUGGGAUAGAUUGUUCACAUUUAGGAUGUAGAACACAGGAGCAUGCACAUUCUGAAAACCCAAGCCUCACCUGGAUUUUAGAACAGACAGCCAGCUUAGUCAAACAGCUGGGAGUAUCAGUAGACAUAUUACAGCACCUUAAACAACUAUAAAAAGUAUCCUCCCCUUCCUAAUGAAAAAAAUAUUCAGAACAUUUCUUAGAGCAUUUUGUUUGCUAACAAUGUAACCAAAAUUUGUACUGAUUUCUGUGUUGAACCCUUCACCUAUAGGGUUAUCCUUCAUGGAAGUUUGAGAUGUCUUCAAAAUUAACACUUAAAAGUAAUAUAAGACUUUUUUUCUUUGUCACAUAAUUUUUAUGUAGUUUAUGAUAAUGGUCAGAAAUUUCAGUUGUCAUUGCCAUUUUCAAAUUUCGGAUCAAAAUUAAGGUUUUUUGGACUCAUUAACAAAAGUGAGCAAGAAUCAAACAUGUUUUGUAAAGACCUAACCCUACUUUCUGCUACCAUCACCAUUAGGUGGUCAGGACUUUAUCAAACUAAAGUUACUGAAAAUAACAUAAUGACUAACAUAAAUCUAGCACACAGGCAUAGAUAUAGAAUGUAAAUAGAUAUUUAUUGAAGUCAAGAGACUAUAAGUGAGAUACUGAAGCAAUGUUUAUUGAUUAAAUGAUUAAAAGCAAAAUA
Molecule: messenger RNA, 1240 nt
Organism: Carlito syrichta (Philippine tarsier)
Lineage: Eukaryota; Metazoa; Chordata; Mammalia; Primates; Tarsiidae
Gene: YAE1
Product: Yae1 domain containing 1
Exons: 3
Coding region: 35-712 (225 amino acids)
Source: RefSeq, a predicted model, not a curated record